Knipowitschia caucasica is the source of this 1113-nucleotide messenger RNA. NCBI's taxonomy places the organism in Eukaryota, Metazoa, Chordata, Actinopteri, Gobiiformes, Gobiidae. The record is from the annotation of a GenBank genome assembly.
AUGUCCAGUAUGCGUGGUGCCCAUCCCAUCGUGAGGGAUUCUCUGCAGUAUUGUGUCGCCGUGCAACCUCCUCCCCACCUCCUGCUCACCUCCUCCCCACCUCCUCCCCACCUCCUGCUCACCUCCUCCCCACCUCCUCCUCCUCACCUCCUGCUCACCUCCUGCUCACCUCCUCCCCACCUCCUCCUCACCUCCUGCUCACCUCCUCGUCACCUCCUGCUCACCUCCUCCCCACCUCCUCCUGCUCACCUCCUCCUCCUCCCCACCUCCUGCUCCUCACCUCCUCCUCACCUCCUCCCCACCUCCUGCUCCUCACCUCCUCCUCACCUCCUCCCCACCUCCUGCUCCUCACCUCCUCCUCACCUCCUCCCCACCUCCUGCUCCUCACCUCCUCCCCACCUCCUGCUCCUCACCUCCUCCCCACCUCCUGCUCACCUCCUCCCCACCUCCUCCUCACCUCCCCCUCCUCCCCACCUCCUGCUCACCUCCCCCUCCUCACCUCCUGCUCACCUCCUCCUCACCUCCUGCUCACCUCCUCCCCACCUCCUGCUCACCUCCCCCUCCUCACCUCCUCCCCACCUCCUGCUCACCUCCUCCCUACCUCCCCCUCCUCACCUCCUCCCCACCUCCUCCUCACCUCCUCCCCACCUCCUGCUCCUCACCUCCUCCCCACCUCCUGCUCCUCACCUCCUCCUCACCUCCUGCUCCUCACCUCCUCCCCACCUCCUGCUCACCUCCUCCCCACCUCCCCCUCCUCACCUCCUCCCCACCUCCUGCUCCUCACCUCCUCCCCAGCUCCUGCUCACCUCCUCUUCACCUCCUGCUCACCUCCUCAUCACCUCCUGCUCACCUCCUCUUCACCUCCUCAUCACCUCGUCUUCACCUCCUCAUCACCUCCUGCUCACCUCCUCUUCACCUCCUGCUCACCUCCUCCUCACCUCCUCCCCACCUCCUCCCCACCUCCUCCUCACCUCCUCCCCACCUCCUCCUCACCUCCUCCUCCUCCCCACCUCCUCCUCACCUCCUCCUCCUCACCACCUCCUGCUCACCUCCUCCUCACCUCCUCCUCACCUCCUCCUCCUCCCCACCUCCUGCUCAUUUCAUCUCUUGUAG